This is a messenger RNA of Aureobasidium subglaciale EXF-2481, 1020 nucleotides long. RefSeq lists its product as uncharacterized. Lineage: Eukaryota; Fungi; Ascomycota; Dothideomycetes; Dothideales; Saccotheciaceae. The transcript has 3 exons. The record is from RefSeq and is a predicted model, not a curated record. The coding region runs from base 1 to 1020 and encodes 339 amino acids.
AUGUUCGGAUCAUUGCCCGCUCUGCUCCUCCUUUCCGCGACUACCGCGACUGCCGUUUCGCUCGACUGCAAGAAUGUCGUUGUUGGAGGCCAACAUUUCGAUCUCUCGGAGCUGGCCGGUCCUCGUGCUGUGCAUCUAAUUGAGGAGACACCGCCUAGCCUCUCCAAUACCACCUUUACUGUCGAUAUCUGCAAUCCGCUCAAGAGGACGAAAGGCGUCCCAAAAGAUAAUGAAUGUCAGACCGGAACAUACGUCUGCGCCAUCGAGUCCGACUACAAUCUAGCUGACAACUCCAGCACCAUCAAGCGAGUCAUUCCUAUUGCUGGCCAGUACGCUGGCUCUCACGGCAGAUUCUUGGAUCCGGAAUGGACGCGCCUGAAGAACUCACCUUCCCACGACGAUGCCAACAAGGAGGGCUUGAGGGUCGAAUUGCAUGGAGGAAAAUAUCCCUUUGAAAAGAGCAACGGUCGCCAACAGAAGGCCAUUAUCGAGUUUCAAUGCGAUCGCAAUAGAACCGGCCUUGAGGGUUCGGAGAGUGACUCGCGCGACAAGCUCGACGAGGAAGGAGAAUCUGCUUCCCUGUCCACUCUCGCCGAGUCAGACGGCAACAAGGAUGAGGACAAGGGUGAUGAAAAGAAGCCUACCGGGGAUGCUAGCUUGAAGCUUGUCAGUUACAGGUCAGAAGGAGAAGGUGACGCCGAGUUCGACGUCCUACGUCUGCAAUGGAAGACAAAAUACGCAUGCGAGGGCAUAACCGACCACAAGCCUACAUCCGGCAACAAAUCGAGCAGCCACUGGGGCUUCUUUACUUGGUUCAUCAUCAUUGCCUUCUUGGGUGUCGCAGCAUAUUUGAUCUUCGGAACUUGGCUUAACAGUAGUAAAUAUGGAUCCCAGGGUUUUGACUCUGUACCACAUGCAGACUUUUGGCGAGACCUUCCCUAUACCGUCAAGGAGUGGGGUCGCUCUCUUGUUGGUAUGGUUCAAGGACACAGCAGUCGUGGUGGAUAUAGUGCGGUUUGA